AUGUUACUUCCUAGUACUGAUGGUAACUUUACUAACAUUGACUGUAGAAAAUUAUCGAGAAUGGAUAUUAUCGACAACCUCUAUGCAAGAAUGAUCAGGACAGCUGGAGUUAAAGGUAGUGUAAAAAUCAAUGGAAAGCCUCGAGAUAUGAGAAUCUUCACUAAGCUUUCGUCGUACAUCAUGCAAGAAGAUCUAGUACAACCGAGGUUAAGUGUCAGAGAAUCAAUGAUGGUAGCAGCAAAUCUUAAACUAAGCGCGUCCAUAGGGCAUUCACAAAAAGUGGCUGUGGUAGAUGAAGUAAUCCAACUUCUUGGUCUAGAAAAUGUUACGAUACCAAAACUGAAUACCUUUCCGGUGGACAAAGAAAACGACUGA
Diabrotica balteata is the source of this 375-nucleotide messenger RNA. The record is from the annotation of a GenBank genome assembly. NCBI's taxonomy places the organism in Eukaryota, Metazoa, Arthropoda, Insecta, Coleoptera, Chrysomelidae.